This is a messenger RNA of Thamnophis elegans (Western terrestrial garter snake), 3239 nucleotides long. RefSeq names its product bone morphogenetic protein receptor type 1B (gene BMPR1B). The transcript is spliced from 13 exons. The record is from RefSeq and is a predicted model, not a curated record. Gene Ontology annotation, biological process: cellular response to growth factor stimulus; BMP signaling pathway; protein phosphorylation. Gene Ontology annotation, cellular component: plasma membrane; signaling receptor complex. Lineage: Eukaryota; Metazoa; Chordata; Lepidosauria; Squamata; Natricidae. Gene Ontology annotation, molecular function: transforming growth factor beta receptor activity, type I; SMAD binding; ATP binding. The coding region runs from base 660 to 2267 and encodes 535 amino acids.
AACCGGUGGGGUGGGGAGAGGAGGUAGAAGAAGAAGCCGAGCCCGGCCUUAAGAGACUUUUUCCCUUUGCAAAAAAAAAAAAAAAAAGCGCUUGGCUCUCGGCAUUCACUAGUGGGAGCUGCAGAGGGCACGGAAACCGAAUCCAGCAGCGCUCCUUUCUCUCUUUCUUUCUUUCUCUCUCUCUCUUUCUGUCUCUCUGCACCGGAGUCCGGGAGCAGCUGCGAGAGCCGGGCGGGCGGAGAGGAAGAGAAGCCAGAAGCGGCGCAGAGAAAGAGGUGCCGAGUCGAGCUCAAAAGGGCCGGGAGAGGAGGGGGAAAAAAACACCACCACACACGAUCGCUCUUGCCGCGAUCUCCCCUCUUCUGCUUGGACACCGGAGGGGGAAAAACCAAAACAAAACAAAACCCGGCGGCUCGGCUCUGCCGGGAAACUUCAUCAGCGUUUCGGACUUGCAAGUUCAAAGGGCUGCUCAUGCUUAAGGAGAACAGUCUUCUAGCAACACAGUGGAAACUGGGUAAAGGAAAGAUUCUGAAGGCUCCGCUGGCACAACGCAUCUGAACUGCGGAGAGGCGGGAGCAGUGCGAGAGCUCUCUGCGAACUAAGCAAGGAGGGGGGAAAGAAGAGAACUACAAGCUGCUGCCGCUGUUGCUUCUGCUGCAAUGAACUGGCUGGAUGAACCGAAUUGGCAACUUCAUAUUUCCUUCCUUGUGCUGCUCUCCAUUCACACGAAGGCAAACUUUCUAGACAGCAGGCCCUUGAGGAAUUCUGGGAAAGGAAACAUCGAUGCUAGGAAAGAAGAUGGGGGAAGCACAGCAGCUGCUCCUACCCAGAAGAAGCUGUGGUGUCACUGUCAUCAUUACUGUCCUGAAAAUUCAAAAAACAAUACUUGCAGCACGGAUGGCUAUUGUUUUGCAAUGGUGGAAGAUGAAGAUACGGGAGGACAGAGUUUUACUACAGGUUGCAUCGGUUUAGAAGGUUCUGACUUUCAAUGCCGAGACACUCCAUUGUCUCAACCGAGGAGAUUAAUUGCAUGCUGCACAGAUCAAGAUUUCUGUAAUAAAGAUCUUCACCCUACUCUUCCACCCUUACAACAACCAGCUUUUUCAAAGGGAAGUGUUCAUCAGAAGGCUCUGCUAAUUUCAGUGAUCGUCUUUAGCAUACUCUUGGUGGGCAUUAUCAUAUUCUUUUACUUCAGGUAUAAAAGGCUAGAAAGGAGACGGCGGCCUCCUCAUUACAAUAUUGGACUUGAACAAGAUGAGACUUAUAUUCCACCAGGAGAAUCCUUGAAAGACCUCAUUGAGCAGUCACAGAGCUCAGGAAGUGGUUCAGGGCUCCCUCUAUUGGUACAAAGGACCAUCGCGAAACAGAUUCAGAUGGUGAAGCAAAUUGGCAAAGGUCGCUAUGGGGAAGUUUGGAUGGGAAAGUGGAGAGGAGAAAAAGUGGCUGUGAAAGUUUUCUUCACCACCGAGGAAGCCAGCUGGUUUCGAGAGACAGAAAUCUAUCAGACCGUCCUGAUGAGGCAUGAAAAUAUUUUGGGAUUCAUUGCUGCAGAUAUUAAAGGUACUGGAUCUUGGACACAACUUUAUCUGAUCACCGAUUAUCAUGAAAAUGGAUCUCUGUAUGAUUAUCUAAAAUCUACUACCUUGGAUACAAAAGCGAUGCUGAAACUGGCCUAUUCCUCUAUCAGUGGGUUGUGCCACUUGCAUACCGAGAUCUUCAGCACACAAGGAAAACCAGCAAUUGCUCACCGGGACCUCAAAAGUAAAAACAUUCUGGUGAAGAAAAAUGGAACUUGCUGCGUAGCAGAUCUUGGUCUGGCGGUUAAAUUCAUUAGUGAUACAAAUGAAGUGGAUAUCCCACCAAAUACCAGAGUAGGAACCAAACGUUACAUGCCUCCAGAAGUGCUGGAUGAAAGUUUGAAUCGAAACCACUUUCAGUCAUAUAUUAUGGCUGACAUGUACAGCUUUGGGCUCAUCCUUUGGGAAAUAGCAAGGAGAUGUGUUUCUGGAGGUAUUUUUGAGGAAUACCAGCUUCCUUAUCAUGACCUUGUUUCCAGUGAUCCUUCAUAUGAAGACAUGAGGGAAAUAGUAUGCAUCAAGAGAUUACGACCUUCAUUUCCCAAUAGGUGGAGCAGCGAUGAGUGCCUACGACAAAUGAGAAAAUUAAUGAAUGAAUGCUGGGCUCACAACCCUGCUUCUCGGCUCACGGCCCUGCGAGUAAAGAAAACACUUGCCAAAAUGUCAGAGACACAGGACAUUAAGCUUUGAUUCAGCUAACAAAAGCUAAAGCUCAGAGAAAAAAAUGGACUUUCCUUCUGUGUUUCGAAGAGACAGGAAGAAGAAUGACACAUGCCUUCAGUAAUACGAACCUUGAAUACAGAUUUUGGCAAAGCAUUUUGCACACUGGGGCAGAAACCUUUCCAGGGGAAAGAAAUGUGGCUCAGUCAAGAAUUUUUGGUUUCUGUAUGACCGACCAGACAAGAAGGCCUUUUAGCCUCCUUGGAGAGGAAUGCAAGAAAAUGUAUCAAUAAUUGUUUCUAGACUAUGCGCUGCUUUCUGUGAAAGCCUUUAUUAUUAAUAUUGUUAUUAAUAUUUGAAGUUUUUAAUUUUCAUGGGAAUGAAGCACUGCAGUUGCAAAGUCCAAGGAAAGAAUUAUUUUCUAAUGCUAAAAAAAAUACAAAAUUGCAUCCCAAGUCCUAUUAUUUCCUACUGAUAGGGGGGGGGGGGAAUGUUGCACUCUUAAAAUGACCCAAUUUUAAUUUGUUGUGCAUAAUUUUUAAUAUUUUACCUUCCUGAAACUUGCAGGAGCUUGUCAUCAAAGCAAAUUUCUCUUGGCCAAUUCUAAAUUGUCGUACUUGUCGAAACAUGGGCUCUGGUGAUACCCAUGGGGUGUGUCCUCUGUCCAUGGAAAUAUGGGAGUGAUAUCAGCAUAUUCACUUAAGUUAUUCUGACAGAGGGCUGUGCCUUUGGGGGCUUUCUGACUAUUUUUUUGGCCUUUUUACAAUCGGUAUUUUCAAAGGAAUGUCUUCAAGAACGUUUGUUAAAGGUUGAACUUGUGUAUUCUCACUAGCAUUUCAAUGGUAAAUGAAGCUGUUCCCAAAACUGCAUUAAAAACCUUUUGCCUUAAGGUAAUUGAGUUAAAAUAAACUGUGUUGAUAGAAAUGUUCCUAUAGAAAAAUUAAGGUACUGUUUUUAUAUAUAUAUAUAUGUUUUAUUUGUGCUGAUAAAUAAAUAAAGGGA